AUGUCAUUUUCUAGGCAGUCAGAAGUUGAACAUUGGGAGCGAAAAUUAUAUGACUAUCGAGAAAGUCAUUUCGAGCUAUCUGCCAGAGUGCACAUCUCUCACCUCGUCUUCGAGAGUGGGUUCGGAAGACGGAUGGACGGCCGGCAGAAUAUCCGUCGAUUGACACAAAUGAUGAAGAUGCAAGGCUGUCAACGCUUGAUGAGGGACAACCACGUGCCGGUGAUAGUCCCCAGGGCUCAUUGGCAAGAUCGCGUGCAGCCCCGAUCUGGCGGUGGAAUCAUUCCUAGCUUGGAUAUGGAGCUGGACUAUAGGCUGUGCGCAUACGACCACGAGAACCUCAUAACAGCUGCAAGGAAUUUCCUUGGCCACGACAAUCAGUGGUGGAUCGUAGAUGUCUAUCUAACAGAUAAUGAGGAAGGUGCGUUUGCUCAGUUUCAGCUCUCAGAGAUCCUCGUUGAUAAGUUUAUAGUGUCAUCAGACGACCACAGAAAUGAAGCGGAGUCUGUUCGCCACAAAUUCAUCCAAUCGCUGAAGGAGCGGUAUCCAAACGACAAUCGCCCACCUGAUGGACUGAUCUACGAGCGGAUUAACCGGUACGAAGGCUACCUCGAUACGCCCAGGGAUCCGCUUGCUGCGAAUAACUGGUGGGCUGUACUGGAGGCCCUCGCGGGAAGCAAGAAAGGAAAGUAUUUGAAGCAAUUUUUCAAACACGAGACCUUACACCAAAAGCUAAAUUCUUUGCUCGUUAUUCCGGGUCUCUGA
Molecule: messenger RNA, 762 nt
Organism: Penicillium salamii
Lineage: Eukaryota; Fungi; Ascomycota; Eurotiomycetes; Eurotiales; Aspergillaceae
Source: the annotation of a GenBank genome assembly